AUGUCGAUAUCACUCCGAGGCUACCCCGGGAAACGGAAGAAAACGCAGAUUUUGAGAACCGUGAAAAUCCAGCAGCCUCGCCCCAAAUCCAUGUCCAGGUCAUUUAAUGGGUGUAAACGGUGCAAAGCCAGACGACAGAAAUGUGACGAACAGCGACCUAGCUGCGGUCGUUGUCAAGCGGCCGGGGUGCAGUGUCGAUAUGCGAUGCAGCUACAGUGGGGAGGACGGACUUUUUCGCGGUCGAGGUUAGGAGCCUGUAUGAGCAAUGGAGGGUUGCAGAAGCUUGCGCUCUCUCCACGUGUGGAUCCUUUUGCUUCUCUGUCUCCUGAUCAAAAGUCGUUGCUUCAUCAUUUUAUUCAGGAUGCGUCGCAAAUCACAGCAUGCCACUCGAGCAUGCAAAAGGAUAUCUGCAAGAUGCUCGUCCCAAUGGCCCUCCAGACCCCGUCGUUAUUAUAUGCUACAAUGGCGCUGUCGGCGAUCCACCUACAAGCACUAAACAAUCAGUCGGAAAACGUCAAGUCUGCCCCGCAUAUUGCCCGGUUAAUGGCCCUCAGUCUCGAGCACUUUCGGAAUGAACUGCAGACCCCAAGCACCAAGAGAUCGGAUGCGCUGCUCGCAACGGCACGCACGCUCUGUUUAGCGGAGAUUCAUUCCGGAGCAAUCCAUCCGAACUCGUGGCGAGCCCAUGUUGAGGGUGCAAAGGCUCUUAUGCUUGCUACGAAUCACAAGGGGAAUGAAUCACCGGGUUCGUCGCAGGGUUUCCGUCGGUACUUGGACCGGUGGUACCAAUCGAUUGUGUCCCUGACUGCACUGACGGGGAAUGGGCCACCUAUCGAAGAGUCUAUGGGACAGUCAGCCUCCGAGAUCAUCCGCCAACAAGACGCACCGGACUAUCUCGACGACUACUGGGGUUUCACAGUAAACUUGUCGGCCGUCUUCCGUGCAAUCGGGGCGGCAGCCUGGCGAAGUCAGCACGAGAGACAAAGAACAGGGUUGAUAUCGGACGACACCGAUAUGGCCAGUGCACAGGAGGCGGCCAUCCUCGAGUCCUCUGUCCGGACGCUGAUGGCCCGGGACGCAAGUUCGCAGCCUACAUUCUACCCAGGCGUCGCUGAGGGCCUCUCGGCCGAAUGCGUGCGGGAAUUCAUGCUCUGCAACGAGGCGUUCCAGCACAGUGCGCUCAUCCAAAUCAACCGACGACUCCGGAGACUGCCCGCCUCCUCCCCCCUCGUACAGCACUCCGUCAAGCGGAUUCUGGAGUGCACGGCGCAGAUUGGGCCAUCUACGGGGCUGAGCCCGUGGACGAUGCUCACAACCCCGUUGUUCAUUGCGGGCUGUGAGGCGCAGGGUGAGGAUCGCGAGAGGGUCCGGCAGUUGCUUUCUUUGUUGCACGAUACCAUCCGUGUGCCGAAUGUGCUUCAGUCAUUGAAGUUCCUGGAACAGUAUUGGGCUGACCAGUUGAAUGAGGAUGAGGGCUGGAGUCAAUAUCUAGGUAGGUUGCUUCUUUCUUGGGAUGUGAGCGAAGCUAACAUGGCCCAGAUCGAAUGA
Aspergillus fumigatus Af293 is the source of this 1548-nucleotide messenger RNA. Its product is annotated as putative C6 finger domain protein. The record is from RefSeq and is a predicted model, not a curated record. Gene Ontology annotation, molecular function: transcription cis-regulatory region binding; DNA-binding transcription factor activity, RNA polymerase II-specific; zinc ion binding. The transcript has 3 exons. Bases 1 to 1548 code for a protein of 515 amino acids. Gene Ontology annotation, cellular component: nucleus. Gene Ontology annotation, biological process: positive regulation of transcription by RNA polymerase II. Lineage: Eukaryota; Fungi; Ascomycota; Eurotiomycetes; Eurotiales; Aspergillaceae.